This is a messenger RNA of Aureococcus anophagefferens, 3089 nucleotides long. RefSeq lists its product as hypothetical. The record is from RefSeq and is a predicted model, not a curated record. NCBI's taxonomy places the organism in Eukaryota, Pelagophyceae, Pelagomonadales, Pelagomonadaceae. Gene Ontology annotation, molecular function: microtubule binding; ATP binding; microtubule motor activity. The transcript is spliced from 12 exons. The coding region runs from base 328 to 2688 and encodes 786 amino acids. Gene Ontology annotation, biological process: microtubule-based movement.
GACCGGAUACUAUGAUAUGGCCGGCCUGUCGGCGACGCUCCGCGGCGCCGGGGCGCCGUGGUCGGCCGCGGCCGCGCGCCGACGCCUUCGGCCGCGAGCGCCUGCGGGAGCCGUCGGCGGCCAGCGCGUCGACGUCCGGCCCUCGCUGAGAGCACUUGCGGUCCGCGCACUCGAUGUCGAUGCUGACCGCUGCUCUGGACCGCCGAACGAUCCUCGAGCCUGCAAAGGGUCGCCAUACGGGGGUGAAACAUGCCCAUAUAGUGACCUAGAAGAUUGUAUCUUAGUGAGACAGAGUGAGCAAUCCCCUGACGCCCAAAUAAAAUAAAAAUGAACACCCGGCACCUCUCCAUUGCGUGCAUCCGCCCCAUGGGCGACAGCGAACUUGGGUUCCCCCGCGCGGUGAGCGUGGAGUCAGGAAAUGUAAUAGUAACGAAUCCAAGAAGCGGGACCCAUACAUGCACACCGCUCGAUAAAGUUUGUAUCGAUGAUGCGGAGACAGGGCGAGUUUUGAUCGAGGUUCGAGAAGUACUAUUGGAAUCUGUGUUGAACGGGUACAGUGCGGCGCUGUGCGUGGUAGGUGGCCCAGGAACAGGAAAGUCUCGAUGCCUUUUUGGUGCUCAUGAUCUGAAGUCUGGCCUACUACCAGAGUUUGCAGAGACAUACUAUCGCCGCAGGGGACAGCAAGCUGCUAUUGGAGUAAUUGAUGUUUCAGUUUCUCAAGUAUAUGGCGAACAGGUUUAUGACCUUCUCUCGCCGCGUCAUGACUGUUGUUCCAGCAAUGUAAGCGGCCUUGGCGGACGCACAUACCACACGGCCAAUAGUCGAGAUGAGUUCCUGUCUUUGGUCGCAGAUGCUCUAUCCGUUCGAGCUGCACUAUAUCUCCAGUCAGAUGUAUUCCCCAACUGUGCUCACCUCCAUAUCCAGUGUGCUUGUCAAACCGACUGGGGCCAUAACACCGCGUCAUUUUUGGAGAUUGGCUCACAUACAUUCUCUAUGGGCACGAAAACCAUCGAGUAUACCUCGACAGCUGAACAAUCUCGUGAAGCUCUACAAAAGUGUGUUGCCACCGGCCGCUUGGCUAAUGCCUACUUGUGUGACUCUAUGCUCACAAGUAUGAUGGUACAAAUGCUCACUGAUCGACUUCGCACAAUUUGGCUGGGUUGUAUGGGCCCAACCCUCGUUGAUAUCUACGAGAGCGAAACCACACUAGCGCUGCUCGCAGAGUCUCGACUUCUGCAAUAUUCUUCAAUGUCGGCUUCACUGAAAUUGCGCGAGCCACAUUAUUCGCCUCAUUUGAAUCACUCGCUGAAGGAGCGGCUUCGGAUCACAAGAGAGUACAAAUCAGUCCGGAACAGCUGGCUGGCUACAUUGGGCUUGGAGUCUUCUGGUCAUGGUCGCAUGGCAGAAGUACCUUGCUUAUCAAGUAUAUCACCAGAUGUGUUUCUGUCCCAUCGCCUCUACUUGCCAGUUGACAAAAAUAAAAUUUUGAUUGGGUCUAGGUUUGGCUCUAAUGCACAGAACACACGCAUAGUCAUGUUCAGGGUAGCUGGGAUUCUUCCAGCUCACUGUAUUAUAUAUCUGACUGGGGGAGACAAUCUCAUGUUGGAAGUCGAACGAGAUGCAUUAGUUUCUGUCAACGGGGAGCGCAUCCUGGACAAUACGCGGAAGCUGUAUGACGGCGAUCACAUCUUAUUGGGACAAAAUAUACUUCUCCUUGUGCACAUGUCAGAGGCGAGUGUCAGGAGCCAACAGGUCACGUGGAGUAUGGCGACACGCAAAUUUCACCAUGAGGCGAUCACCGCCCAUCUUUCCCACAGAAAAAAAUUGCAGUGUGAAAAUUGGAGCCUUGAGCAACAGCUAGUGACACUGAGUUCCAUGGUCUUCGAAGCAAAUUGUGUCUCCGACGAGCUAAAGAGAGACACGCGAUUCAGGGUCAAAGUAGUUGAAACUGGUGAAGAUUUAUUUGAGCCUGAGCCUUGUGUUGUCGUAAUUUCAGAACGCAAUGAUGUCGCAGACACUUGGAGCUUGAUAAAGAUGAGUCGUCGGCUUGCUCAGAUUCGAAGCCUGCGGUCACAUUGGUUUGAACUUUACGGGAGGCCCUCCUUGUUUGACACUGUCGCUGACAAUCUUUUCUACGACCCCCCCCGGCAUGAACUAGUUGGUGUUGGGUUCUGUUAUCUAGAGCCCAUCUUUUACCUCCUAGAUAUUGCCGCUACGGUGCCUAUCGUGAGUUUCAAAGGUGAUGCUGUCGGUACGGUUGAUGUCCAGCUCAGGCCGAGAAUAGGGAACUCGCAAGAGAACACGCACAGGGCCAGCGAAGUGAGCUUGGACAGUUAUUUGGGGGAAAAACUGGAUCUCAUGAUCAAAAUCAAACGAGCCAGUGCGCUCCCACGAAAGCUGUGCUCUUCUGUGUUUGUGCGAGCAUCGUUCUUCUUGCAGCCUUCCCCUUUGCUAACGCCAAGAUGUGCAAAGAACACAGUAAACCCUGCCUUGGAGACCGUCUUUCAGCUUCAUCAAAUGAUCACCGACGACUUUCUAACAUAUCUUACAAAUGGUGCGCUGGAAUUGCAGGCAGGUCUGGGGGCAGCGGUGAUUUUGCCUGGUGCUAGCCUGCCCUUCAUCAAAGAAAGUCUAGCUUAUUUUCUUGAAGUCAGUGACCUAUCUGUACGGGCGUCAGGCGCUCUCUGAUCAAGGGAAAGCGCCCUCUCCCGACCGUACCUAAAGAGGCGAGGCCCGGUCCUCUCAUCCAGGGAGACCGGCGCACAAGCAGCGCCAUAAAUGCGCGCUGAUUUUUUGUGUCUUUUCUGCUGGAUGUGAAGGCCAGCUCUCCUGGCCCCUUCUGCUGGCCGAAGGCCGGCCAAUUUAUUAUUAUUGUUUUUGGCGGCCGGCCUCCAAAACAAGCGCUUUUUGCGGUGUAGCGGGAAUUGCCCUUCGAUGUACACUUCUCCUACUUGACUUUGGGUUCACAGUACAGAGUAAAAGUUCCUAGUAGGGAGAUAGGGAGAUCUCCACUUUCCUAGUGGCUCGCUGACCGGGUACAGAGCCACCCAGGGUCUUCCCCUUUUCCCCCGUAAAUAUUUCUAGCUGCG